Messenger RNA from Cetraspora pellucida, 1449 nucleotides. NCBI's taxonomy places the organism in Eukaryota, Fungi, Glomeromycota, Glomeromycetes, Diversisporales, Gigasporaceae. The record is from the annotation of a GenBank genome assembly.
AUGGAAAGCAAAAAAUCCACAUCUCGUGACGGGGAAUCCCAUACGAAUCCGCCUGCAAAUUCCAAGCUUUUCCCAAUCAGUGCUUUAAUUUUCUUCAUAUCUAUUCUAAUUUACAGAUAUUCAUCUUUUGGUCCUUUUGCGCCAUUUCAAUGUCAAUUAAUAGGAAUUGGAUGCCUUAGUACGAAAGUACAAGGUUAUAUAGCGCCGGAAUUUAUUAAUGUGAAAAAAGCAUUUAUAACCAAUUUCGAAAAUGGAGAUGAAGUUGGAUCAAGUGUUGCGGUUUACUAUAAUGGCAAACUAGUGGUUGAUUUACAAGGUGGAUAUGCUGAUCUUGAGACAAUGCGUGGAUUCGAUAAUAAUACGUUACAACCUGUUUUUUCGUGCACCAAAGUUUUGGCUGCAAUCGUAAUAGCAUGCUUAGUGGAUCGGGGAAUUCUUGAUUACAAUGAAAAAAUAUCCACAUAUUGGCCAGAAUUUGCUCAAGGUAAUAAAGAAAAUGUUACACUUCUGGAUCUAGUAAACCACCGAGCAGGAGUAAGUUAUCUCGAUAAGGUGGUAAAAUCUGAUAUAGAAGAUCUUGAUAAAUUGGCAAAAAUUCUUGCCGCUCAACCACAUUCGUUCGGCGGAGUUCCUAAUCGUGCAUAUCAUCCAGUGACUUAUGGAUGGUAUUUAAAUGAGGUUGUUCGUAGAGUUGAUCCGAAACAUCGCACUAUUGGAAAAAUCGUUUCAGAAGAAAUUUUGACGCAAUAUGAUUUAGAAUUUUAUUUAUUAUUGCCAACAAAUCUUAUAUCGAGGGUUGCAAAAUUUUAUGAGACACCUACUGUCAAAGCAUUUUUUGAAUCGUUUGGUGUCUUUAGUAGUUGGUGGGCUGGGAAGGUGCCAGGAUCUUUUUUCACAGAAUUUAAUAAUAAAGAAAGUGUGGCAUAUAAAACUUUUAAUUGUUUAUAUCCUCUUUCUUCGGCAGUCACAGACUAUUCAAAGUUAGAGAUUGUUACUAUAGAAUGGCCAAGUGCUAAUGGAAUUACAAACGCAAAAUCAAUUGCUAAGCUAGGUGCCAUAAUUGUAAAUAAUGGUCAACCUCUUCAUGAUGAUAGUAGUUCAUCAUCAUCUAGUGCUAGUUCUAAGUCUCUUCUUUCAAAGUCUAUAGUUGAUCUCAUUUCUACAAAAUUGCCAGCAACUUUUGAUCAUGUUCUUUAUACAAAUAUUACACCUUCAUUUGGUGGAUUUGUUUAUAUUAGAUUUCCUGGUAUUGAAGAUGUAGAAUUCGUGGGAUGGGGAGGAUACGGUGGAAGUUUAUUUAUAUGGAACCGGGAAUUAGGAAUCUCAUUCGGUUACGCUAAUAAUGGCUUGCGGACUCCUAUAUUUGGUGAAAUUAGUGAUCGAAGAACAUGGAGUAUAUUAAAAGAAGUUGUGAAUGUUGUCAAAAAAUUAAAAAGAGAGCAGGCUUAA